Symbiodinium necroappetens is the source of this 1464-nucleotide messenger RNA. The record is from the annotation of a GenBank genome assembly. Lineage: Eukaryota; Dinophyceae; Suessiales; Symbiodiniaceae.
AUGGCGCCCAAGGGUGCAACGCUGCGGUUGAGUGCGCGGUCCAACAAGACGGAAAGCCAUGUCGAGCGCAUGGCGCGAGCAGGGUUGCAAAAGGCAGCAGAUGGUUUGCCAGAAAUGGAUCGUCUGUUGGCAGAGGGUUUGCCUAAAGCCGUGGAACAGUUCGUUGGCAGUCUUCGCAAAUUGCAAAGCAGGGACGACCUGCUGAAUUCUGCAGUUCCGUUGGAACCUGCAAAGAAUCUACGUCAGGUCGUGUGGCACUUCCGCGACCUUUCGUGGAGGACAGCAGUUCAUCCCGAGCAGGCCACAAAAUUGGGGGAAGCCUUGGCGGAGCCGCUCAAGAUUAUACAAGCCAUUUCAGUUCUGAUUGAAGGCAUGGAUCUGCAGAGCUUGAUCCGUGGUGAAAACCCUGAUAACCUCGCAGGUGCUUUGCUGCUGGGGCUGGAAAACUGGACGCUCUAUUGCGUGCUUGCUAGCAGCUAUGGCGUGCCCCACAAGCUCGUGAUCGAGGAGGUCACCGCGGGCAUCUUGAAAAGUCUCAAGGAGAUGCUUCGGCAAAUCAUCGGGCCGCUGCAAGCCUCCGAAUCCGACAGGAGCAAGAAGGCUCCUGGCGAAGGCCAAGCCGGAGAUCUUCCCUUUAGUGCCGAGCAUGCCAGUGCUCUCUGUACAUCGGUGGCCGAGCUACUGCAGGCACUUCAUGAGUUCCUGAGUCGCCAUCGGCUGGCCGAGGAUCAGCUCCACCAGCUAAUCCACAUUGCUCUCUCCAUUUUCUUUUUGGGUGAGCCAAAUUUUCGUCUAUGUGCAGCUGCGGAGGAGGUGCUGGUGACGAUUUUCUCGCGCCAUGAAGCGCUCCGCAGCUCGGUGCUACAGGAGUUUCUUUCCCGGGCACCAAGGCUGCCCACAGGCAAGCGGGCAAAGAAGUUCCAGAUGCCCGCGACAGAGGAGAGCGGAGCAUAUGGUCUGAGCACUUGGACGCAUCUGCUGCUGCGACUCUGCCAAUCCGCUUGCCUGCCGUUGCGCGAGCCGAUCGGCAGCGAUGUGGACUUCGAAUCGGUGGUCGAGUGCCGUCCGGCUGCGCAGUCGGUCAUCUCUCAGCUUGUAGCUGGGCUAUUGCAGCGACUGGUGCUGUCUCGAAGUAAGGACGAGGAAGCCCGUUUGAUUAUGGAGGACUUCACUGACGAAGUCUUCUCUGCAGCUUUCAAGCCAAUGUGGCCUGGUCUUCUUGAGAAGCAUCGGCAAACGUGGAGCGCCGUGCUGAGGCUCCGCCAGAUGGUGCAGCAACUGAUCGCAUUUCUUCAGGAGAAGAAGCAGGCAGGCGACAUCACCGUGCGAGAGUUCACGUUGAAGCUGUUGUCUGGCCGGCAUGUCGACUGUUUGUGGCUUCGCAUUGUGGCGUGCAUCAAUCAAGGGCCCCUCUUCUUGGCUGAAGGGUGUUGCCCAUGCAAUCGCAGCUGCUGUUGGAGUUGA